Merops nubicus (carmine bee-eater) is the source of this 1292-nucleotide messenger RNA. Its product is annotated as unconventional myosin-Id-like. The transcript has 8 exons. Gene Ontology annotation, molecular function: microfilament motor activity; actin filament binding; ATP binding. Gene Ontology annotation, cellular component: vesicle; plasma membrane; actin cytoskeleton. Gene Ontology annotation, biological process: vesicle transport along actin filament; actin filament organization. Lineage: Eukaryota; Metazoa; Chordata; Aves; Coraciiformes; Meropidae. The annotation marks the transcript as partial. The record is from RefSeq and is a predicted model, not a curated record.
GCAGUAGAGAAGGGGGAUGUGGAGCUGGUUCUGAUCAGGAACAAAGGACAGUCGGACUGGAAGGAGCAACACGUGGCUCCUGUAGCAGAUGCCAUGGGGGAGUGUGUCAUCUGCUACUCUGGUCCUGCCUGCUCUAACCUUGGAAUCCCUGUUGUGCAGCCAGACCUCACUCAGGAGCCCUACUACGUCCGUUGCAUCAAGCCCAACGACAAGAAGUCACCCCAGCUCUUCGACGAGGAGCGCUGCAGGCACCAGGUGGAGUACCUGGGGCUGCUGGAGAACGUGAGGGUGCGCCGGGCCGGCUUCGCCUUCCGCCAGACCUACGGCAAGUUCCUGCACAGGUACAAGAUGAUCUCAGAAUUCACUUGGCCAAACCAUGACCUCCCUUCAGACAAAGAUGCUGUGAAGAAGCUCAUAGAGUGUCACGGGUUCCAGCACGACGUUGCUUAUGGCAAGACCAAGAUUUUCAUCCGCACGCCUCGAACUCUCUUCACCCUGGAGGACUUGCAUGCCAAGAUGCUUGUGAGGAUUGUCCUUUUCCUACAGAAGGUCUGGAGGGGCACUCUGGCCCGGCUGCGCUACCGGAGGACGAGGGCUGCCCUCACCAUCCUCAGGCACUACCGCCGCCACAAGCUCCAGGCCUACGUGCGGGAGCUGGCCCGGCGCUUCCAGGGCGUCCGGCUCCUGCAGGACUAUGGCAGGCACCUGCAGUGGCCCACCCCACCCAAAGUGCUGCGCCGCUUCGAGGAGGCACUCCAGGCCAUCUACCACAGGUGGAGAGCAGGGGAACUCAUCCGGAGCGUCCCACCAGAAGUCCUACCUCAACUGAGGGCCAAGGUUGCUGCCAUGGAAGUGCUGAAGGGCCACAGAGCUGAUAUUGGCCUACAAAGAGCAUGGGAGGGGAAUUACAUCGCCCUGAAAGCUGGUAGCCCUCAGGCCACGAGCUCCUUCAUCCCUGUGGCCAACGAGCUGAAGCGGAAGGACAAGUACAUGAACGUGCUCUUCUCCUGCCACGUCCGCAAGGUCAAUCGCUUCAACAGGGUGGAGGACAGAGCAAUCUUCAUUACUGAUCGACACCUCUAUAAGAUGGACCCUAUGAAGCAGUACAAAGUGAUGAGGACCAUUCCCCUCUAUAAUCUGGUAGGAUUGAGCGUCUCCAACGGGAAGGACCAGCUCGUGGUCUUCCACACCAAAGACAACAAGGAUCUCAUCGUGUGUCUCUUCAGUAAGGAGCCUUCCAACGACAGCAGGAUUGGGGAGCUGGUGGGAGUCCUGGCCAGCCACUUCAAGAG